Messenger RNA from Habropoda laboriosa, 815 nucleotides. RefSeq lists its product as uncharacterized. NCBI's taxonomy places the organism in Eukaryota, Metazoa, Arthropoda, Insecta, Hymenoptera, Apidae. The record is from RefSeq and is a predicted model, not a curated record. Gene Ontology annotation, cellular component: extracellular region. The transcript has 5 exons. The coding region runs from base 140 to 514 and encodes 124 amino acids. Gene Ontology annotation, molecular function: chitin binding.
UUGUAGGCGGAGGUCCAGUGGAUCGCGGGACCGGUGAGUGCAUUGUGCCAAGAUCCAACAUCGAAAUAUCAUCCUAUGAUAAAUGAACAGCACGUGGAAGGAUAGUGUGGAUUAAGGUGAUUGGAUCUCUCGUGAAAAGAUGAUUUCGCGGUAUCAAAUAUUCUGCGCGAUCCUGCUGUUCGGCGCGGUUCUACUGUACAGAGCAAUGGCGCAAGUAGACGGCUACACACCUGGCGUCGAUUAUCCAAUAUACGACACGGUACCUUUCGGCCUCACGUUUACCUGCGGAGGCAAACUACCUGGUUACUACGCCGAUCCUGAAGCCAGAUGUCAGGUUUGGCAUUGGUGUUUGCCAAAUGGACGACAAUUCAGCUUCCUCUGUCCAAACGGCACAGUUUUCAGCCAGUCGGCUCGCGUCUGUGAUUGGUGGUUCAAGGUCGAUUGCAACGACUCGCCCAGACUGUACGGUAUCAACGACGACCUGUACAGAGACGUGAACGGGAACAAGAUCUAACGCUGGCCGUAAUUCCCUGAACAAACAAACGCGUGUCGACCAAACAAGAAUAUUCCUGUACAGCCUGUUCGAGACGAGAACGAGUGUUAACUUAAAUAGAAACGAGAUUUCGUCCAACGAGUUGUGAGUUCCUAGCUUGCCGGCGGAGAAACGGCGCGAAACAGAGCGCUGUAAUAUUCUCAGACGUUAAAUUACGCGAACGACGACGAUCGACUGACGUACAAAAGCUGUUCGAACUUGUAGACAACAACUCCGUCACACGUGCCGAUCAAUUCCAUAGAGAAACCAUUGUAAAUUUCAA